Penicillium daleae is the source of this 396-nucleotide messenger RNA. RefSeq lists its product as uncharacterized. The record is from RefSeq and is a predicted model, not a curated record. Lineage: Eukaryota; Fungi; Ascomycota; Eurotiomycetes; Eurotiales; Aspergillaceae. The transcript has 2 exons. The coding region runs from base 1 to 396 and encodes 131 amino acids.
AUGGGCGCGGCUGAUGAAUUUGCCGCUAUAAUCGCCUGUUAUAUUGAGAUCAUGGGCAAGAAUAGCAAGGACAGCUCAUUCCAAAGCCCUGAUGUGUCUAUGCUGAUAUCUCAGGCCGGUGAUUACCUUCGCAAAUGCAAGAAGAGAGCGAGAAACAUCAAGACUGGUCGGCCUACUAGGGGUCUCUUGCCCCCUGUCGGGUUGACGCCCCCUUGCCGCAAGAUGGCCGAUGAUAUGGUCAACCUGUACCUGUCAUCAUUCGAAUCAGCGUCAGAGUACCAACGACUCUGGGACAACCCUGACGGCGUUGCACCGAAGAUACGUCUUAAGGUUCUUCUCGUCAUCGGCAUAGGGUCGAGUCUAUAUGACCACGGAGACAGCUGCGGUACAUCGUAA